Molecule: messenger RNA, 1812 nt
Organism: Alnus glutinosa
Lineage: Eukaryota; Viridiplantae; Streptophyta; Magnoliopsida; Fagales; Betulaceae
Product: rust resistance kinase Lr10-like
Exons: 2
Coding region: 1-1791 (596 amino acids)
Biological process (GO): protein phosphorylation
Molecular function (GO): ATP binding; polysaccharide binding; protein kinase activity
Source: RefSeq, a predicted model, not a curated record
AUGGCAAAAGGAAUGGGGCUGAUGGCCCUUAUUGUUGUUCUUGUCCUCCUUAAUCAAACUUGCAAUACCAACACUACGGCUGUGGUUCACUGUCGUCCUUCUUCCUGCGGCUCCAUCCUUAACAUAAGCUAUCCGUUUCAAUUAAUGAGCGAUCCAAAAAACUGCGGCAAUCAAAGAUAUAAUCUUUCAUGUGAGAACAACCAAACACUAGUGUUACACUUAUAUGAUGGAAGAUACUACGUACGACAAAUCAAUUACACCAACAACACAAUCAGAGUUGUAGACCCAGGUAUUGGACUCAACGCUAAUGAGUACUACUCCUUCAUCCCUCAUUAUUCUCUGGACCAAACUAAUUUCAGUUUAGGGGAUCCAUAUCGAACAACAUUUUUGGUUGGAAUGAUUUUCGUGAAAUGUGAAAAGCCAGUGAAUUCCCGGUAUCAUCUAAACAUUUCUGCUUGCAUUGAAGAUGGAGUGUAUCCCAAUUCCAAGAGGUAUACAUAUGCUCUAUUCGGGUAUGAGCGUGCUGCAGUGGAGUUGGGAGACUUGUGCCAAGUAGAGCAAAUAUCUUUCAUAUCCUAUUCAGAUCGUUAUUAUUAUGAUGACUUGAGAAAUAUUUCCUGUACAGACUUCCACAAUGAAUUGCUACGGGGUUUUGAGCUUUCCUGGUACCAAUCUGGACUGUUCCAAGCAACAAAAAUGAUAUUGGGGACUCUAUUUGUGAUUGCGUUCUUGAUACAUAAAUGGAAUAGGAGGCAUUUAUCCAUGUAUGAUGAUGUCGAAGAAUUUCUACAAAGUCACAAUAACCUCAUGCUAAUAAGGUACUCUUAUUCCGAAAUUAAGAAGAUUACCAAAAGUUUCAAGGAGAAAUUGGGUGAAGGAGGUUAUGGCACUGUAUUUAAAGGAACACUUCGAAGUGGUCGUCUUGUGGCUAUAAAGAUAUUAGGUAAGUCUAAAGCUAACGGACAAGAUUUUAUAAGCGAAGUUGCAACCAUUGGAAUGAUUCACCAUGUUAAUGUAGUGCAACUCAUUGGUUUUUGCGUUGAAGGAUCGAAACGGGCUCUUGUAUAUGAGUUCAUGCCUAAUGGUUCCCUAAAUACAUACAUAUUUUUGUCAGAAGUACGCACGCUCCUAAGCUAUGAACAAAUGUUUGAUAUAGCUCUAGGAGUGGCUCGUGGGAUUGAAUAUUUACAUAAAGGAUGUGACAUGCAAAUUUUACAUUUUGAUAUCAAGCCUCACAACAUUCUUCUUGAUGAAAGUUUUACUCCCAAGGUUUCUGACUUUGGACUAGCAAAAUUAUAUCCAGUAAAUGAUAGCAUUGUUUCUUUGACUGCUGCAAGAGGGACAUUAGGAUACAUGGCUCCUGAGUUGUUCUACAAAAAUAUUGGAGGCGUCUCAUACAAAGCUGAUAUUUAUAGUUUUGGAAUGUUAUUGAUGGAAAUGGCCGGUAGAAGAAAGAACGUAAAUGCAUUUGCAGAACACUCAAGCCAAAUAUACUUCCCUACUUGGGUUUAUGACCAAUUGCAAAAUGGAAACGACGUAGAAAUAUUGGAAGACGCCACCGAAGAGGAAAAGAAAAUGGGCAAGAAGAUGAUCAUUGUUGCAUUAUGGUGUAUACAAAUGAAGCCUAACGAUCGCCCUUCAAUGAACAAAGUCGUUCAAAUGCUUGAAAGAAAAGUUGAAUGCUUACAAAUGCCUUCCAAGCCUUUCCUCUCAUCGCUGGACGAAACCAUAAUAGGUGGUGGAGAGAAUUCGAACCAAUCAAAUGAGUCAAGUCAAUCAUCUCAAUUUUAAAUGCAAAUUAAUUUAUGUACG